This is a messenger RNA of Hippopotamus amphibius kiboko, 4288 nucleotides long. Its product is annotated as P2X purinoceptor 7-like. Gene Ontology annotation, biological process: monoatomic cation transmembrane transport; response to ATP. The transcript is spliced from 14 exons. Gene Ontology annotation, cellular component: nuclear inner membrane; plasma membrane. The record is from RefSeq and is a predicted model, not a curated record. NCBI's taxonomy places the organism in Eukaryota, Metazoa, Chordata, Mammalia, Artiodactyla, Hippopotamidae. The coding region runs from base 121 to 1983 and encodes 620 amino acids. Gene Ontology annotation, molecular function: ATP binding; purinergic nucleotide receptor activity; extracellularly ATP-gated monoatomic cation channel activity.
CUUAAAAGCUCCUGCUAAGAAUCAGGACGUUUCAUUUUCCUCUUACUGGUGGGUCUGCUGUGACUGGUCUGGGAGGGCUGAGCCCUGGUCCAGCCCCAAGUGGAGACUGAGCCUCUCACCAUGACAACCUGCUGCAGCUGGAACGAUGUUUCCCAGUAUGAGACAAACAAAGUCAUCCGGAUCCAGAGCACGAGUUAUGGCACCAUUAAGUGGUUCUUCCACGUGUUGUUCUUUUCCUACAUUAGCUUUGCUUUGGUGACUGACAAGCGGUACCAACGGAAAGAGCCUGUUAUCAGUUCUGUGCAUGCCAAGGUGAAAGGGAUAGCAGAGGUGAAAGAGGAGAUUAUGGAGAAUGGACUGAAGAAGGUAGCGUGGAAUGUCUUCGACACGGCAGAUUAUACCGUCCCCCUGCAGGGGAACUCCUUUUUUGUGAUGACAAACUUUCAGAAGACAGAAGGCCAAGUGAAAGGGUUGUGUCCCGAGUAUCCCACCCGCAGGACGCUGUGUUCCUCUGACCGGGGUUGUGAAAAGGGAUGGAUGGGCCCAAAGAGCAAAGGAAUCCAGACUGGCAGGUGUAUAGAGUAUAAAGGGAAGCAGAAGACCUGUGAAGUCUCCGCCUGGUGUCCCGUCGAGGCAGUGGAAAAGGCCCCAGAGCCUGCACUCCUGGGCAGUGCUGAAAAGUUCACUGUGCUCAUCAAGAAUAAUAUUGACUUCCCUGGCCACAACUACACCACGACAAACAUCUUGCCAGAUUUAAACACCACUUGCACCUUUCACAAGACUCAGAAUCCACAGUGUCCCAUUUUCCGACUAGGAGAUAUCUUCCGAGACACAGGAGAUAACUUUGCAGAUGUGGCAAUUAAGGGAGGAAUCAUGGGCAUUGAAAUCUACUGGGACUGCAACCUGGACACGUGGUCCCAUCACUGCCGUCCAAAAUACAGUUUCCGUCGUCUUGACGACAAGACUGCCAAGGAGUCCUUGUACCCUGGCUACAACUUCAGACAUGCCAAGUACUAUAAGGAAAAUAAUACUGAAAAGCGGACCCUGAUAAAAGCCUUUGGGAUCCGUUUUGACAUCCUGGUUUUUGGCACCGGAGGAAAAUUUGACAUUAUCCAGCUGAUUGUGUACGUUGGUUCGACACUCUCUUACUUUGGUUUGGCCACUAUAUUCAUUGACCUUCUCAUCAACACUUACUCAAGUAAAUGGUGUCGAUCCCAUAUUUAUCCCUGUUGCAAGUGCUGUGAACCCUGCGCAGUCAAUGAAUACUACUACAGGAAGAAGUGUGAAUCCAUUGUGGAGCCAAAGCAGGUAUUGACUGGCAUGAGCAAAUAUCCAAGACAUUUGUUGAGAGGAAAAAAAGCAAACUAUGGAACAAUAUAUAUGACAUUAAAAUAUGUGUCCUUUGUGGAUGAACUCCACAUUAGGAUGGUAAACCAAAGGCUACUUGGGACAAGUCUGCAAGAUGUCAAAGGUGAAGAAGUCCCAAGACCCCUGAUGGACUUCACAGACUUGUCCAGGCUGCCUCUGUCUCUUCAUGACCCACCCCCCGUUCCUGGACAACCAGAGGCUAUCCAGCUGCUUAGUGAAGAGGUAACCCCGAGGUCCAGCGACCGCCCGGAUUGGUGCCAGUGCAAAAAUUGUCUCCCGUCCCAACUCCCUGAGAAGCAAAGAUGCUUGGAAGAGCUGUGCUGUCGGAAGGAGCAGGGUGCCUGUAUCACCACCUCAGAGCUGUUCAGCAAGCUUGUCCUGUCCAGACAUGUCCUGCAGUUCCUCCUGCACUACCAGGAGCCCUUGCUGGGGCUGGAUGAAGAUUCGGACAACAGCCGGCUGCGGCACUGCGCCUACAGGUGCUACACCACCUGGCGCUUUGGCUCCCAGGACCUGGCUGACUUUGCCAUCCUGCCCAGCUGCUGCCGCUGGAGGAUCCGGAGAGAGUUUCCCAAGCCCGGAGGCCAGUACAGUGGCUUCAAGAGUCCUUACUGAUAUGCUGAGCAGUCAUAUAACACCGCCUUGCUUGCACCUUGAGCUUCACCUGCAAAGAUGUGUGUCCAGAUUUUCAGCCAAAGGGAAAUGUGCUUUCCUCCACCCCCAGCUCUACGUGUGUCAGAGGCAAAGUGACCAGGGUAAACAAACAGCAAAGAAACCAAAAUCCCUCAGCAUGGCCUGAGACUCAAGAGAUUCAGAUUUAUAUCUCCAUUCUAUCCCUAGCAAGUUGUGUGACUCUAGGCCUUUCACCUCUGCACCUAAGCUGCCUUAUUAUCCAAUCUAUUGUUUCACAGGGAUAUUAGGGAUAUUAGGAGAGCACUCUGAGACAGCGUACGUGAACUUUCUUAUUAACCCAUAAAGAGCUACGUGAACACGAAGCCGCUCACCUUGAGGUGAGACUAGGAUAACGUCCAGCUGUGAACAAACCCUGGUUAAAGAAUGCGGAGGAUUAAAAGUGGCCACAAAUUUUUUGGCAUUUGUCCUACAGGACCUGAGGGGUUAUAUCUCCUCCCCUUGUGUCUUGGCAGCUCUGAUCACUUUAUCCGGUGAUAAAGUGAUGCUGUGUCAGGUUCAGGGUCUCGGUCUUGAGAGGCUGUCAGCUUCCACUUCCUGUCCCUUGAAACUCUCGCUGGGAAGGAAGGCGGCUCCCAUGGAAAAAGCUGGCUAUCCUGAGUCCACACUGCUGUGAGGAAGCCCAAGUAGCCAGGUGGAGAGGAAAGAUGCCCCCAGCAUUCAAGCCAUCCGAGCCCAUGGGAGAGAAGUCUUCGGAUGAUUCCAGAUCCUGCUAACACAUCACCGCAACUGCAUCAGACACCCCGAGUGAGAGCUGCCCAGUGAACCCACAGAACUAAAUUGUUAUGUUAAACCACUAUGUUUUGGGUUGUCUGUUACACAGCAACAGAUAACUGGGACAGAGAGCAAGCCUGAUUCAUGGGACGUAGACUCAGCCCACACCUUCUCUGGUUCUAAGGUUCUUGGGGAGCCUGGACCAUCCCCGGAGCCCCUCGGGGGCUUAGGUUUGGAUUAGGCAGUUCUAGAAGAGCUGCAGACCAAAUCAGGUAACUCACCGGACCAGCCCUGGAAUCCAUCAAAUCUAACUGCUGAGCUACCCAAUACAUUUCAAUCCACAUCACAGUUCUAUGACUGGAAGUAACAUCAAAGUUCUAAAAACUGGGAAAAGCCACCUUUAUGCCUUUAACUUCCUGUACUUUGCAGCCAAUUACAAUGCAUGCAGUCUGGAUGCUCCUUGAAAAGCAACUCACACUCAAACCUGUCACCAUUCCUAUACAUCAACCACUAAGAGUAUAAAAAUGGACAGCAGCUUUUAGAAUCCUCCUGCAGCAUUUUCUUUUCAAGGUUUUGGCACUAGAACGGACUAUUCCUAAACGGCAACUGUUUUAAACAAUAAAUAGAGACCACUACUUAAAACUGUGACUAAUGAAGGAUCUGUGAGUUUUUAAUACAUACUCAAAGAUUUACCAUCUUGAUACUUUUUAAAAGUCAUCAGCUUCCUACUGUUUUAAUGUAAGAUAAUAUGAACAAAAACCUCUUUUUGUCCCAGGAUUUUAUCUGGCUUUAAACUCAGGAAUCAUGUUAAUUGGGCCAGAUUUAACUCUCAUUUUUACUAUCUUUCAGAGAUACUUUUGAAAAGUGAAUUAUAUAUGACUUCUUCAGAACUGAAAUUUUGUACUCCAACAACUCUUACGUAACUGCUACAGAGUUCCAUUCCGAUAGCCUCUGAGCCUCGCAGGUUAUUUUUUGGUGCCUUAUUCCUAGUGUGUUUCUAUCACCUUGUGGAGGCCCCAGGUGGAGUCAGAAUUUGGAGUGACAAAUAAUCACUGGCUCCACCUACUGUUUCCACCUUUCCCAGAUGCUCUGGGUGAGAAGGGGAGAGGGUGAUAUGUUACAUCAACUGUGUAAAAUGUCUCACACUUGCUACAAUAACAUGCGUCGGAUUUAUAUUCUUAUUUUCAGUCCACUGUAUUAAACAGUGUCCUCGCCAAAGGCAUCCCCAGGAACGUCACCUUUUGGAGGAUCUGUUUUUUGUACCUGAAUCCAUUCUUCUCUUAUAGUAAUUGCACAGUAUUCACUGCUUCAUCUCUGUAUCAUAGGUGUGCUUUCUUGUAGCACUGGUUAUGGACUUGCAUCUCUCUCUUUACAGGGGACCAUUUUUAAAACCUUCCUAAUUCUAGCUUGGCAAUGUAGAUGUCUUAACUGUUUUGAUAAUUAAAAAGUAAUGUGUGUGGGAUGAAUUGGGAGAUUGGGACUGCCAUAUAUACAUUACUAAUAAGAAAAAAAUAUC